AUGGCUGGUUCUACCAAUAAGAGGACCAUCGUCAUCGCGGUGGAUUUCGGUACCACAUACUCAGGGAUAGCUUGGGGUCAAAUGAGUAACCCAGAUACUCAUUACAUUAUCAAACAAUGGCCACAGAAUACUUCUGACACAUGUGAUGGGCUGACUAGUGAUAAGGUACCCAGCGAGGUCACCUAUGAGUACACCAAGUCUGGCAAGAAAUGUCUAUGGGGAUUUCAGUUUCUUGACAGCAUGCCUCGAAUCCAAUGGAUCAAGCUCGGCCUCGUUCCUGACGAAAAGCUUGGGAUAGGAUCUCGGUUGUCUUCAACGUACAGCGAUUGUCGUCGAAUUCCAGUCCCUUAUCAUUCAUCACCAGUAGAUGUUGUUACGGAUUACCUCCGCUGCCUCCGUGAACAUACUGUUGACAUUUUGAAGUUGAAGCUUGGUAGUUCACUGGACAGUACGAGCCUUGAAUUCGUCACCACAGUCCCCGCAAUUUGGUCAGACAAAGCAAAGAUGACGACAAUGUCCUGUGCAGAAAAGGCAGGUUUUGGAGAAGCUUCCAAAGUACGCAUAGUAUCCGAGCCUGAGGCUGCUGCUAUACAUUCUCUUCGUGCUUCUAGUCCCCAUGGACUGGAGGCCGGAGAUACCAUCGUUCUUUGUGACGCGGGAGGGGGCACUGUUGAUCUUAUCACUUUCACAAUCAUUGAGCUGUCACCUAAUAUGCGUCUAAAGGAGGAAGCACCCGGUACUGGAUCUUUGUGUGGCAGCACCUUUCUCAACAGACGCUUCGAAGAGUUGCUAAACGACCGCCUCUCCUCCCUCCCUGGAUGGGACAGGGAUACACUGGAUGAAGCAAUGCAUCGAUUUGAAACCGUUGCCAAAAGAACCUUCAGUGGCAAUGCAGAUGAUGACUUCAUGUUUCCUGUUCCAGGUAUAGCAGACAGCCAGGAAGUCGGGGUCCGUCGCGGCCGAUUCAGAGUUACUGGCCAAGAGAUGCAGCAACUGUUUUUGCCUAUUUUACGAGACAUUGGGGACCUUGUCCGAGAGCAAAUUGAGACGUCUAACGCUCAGGUCAAAGCAAUUUUCUUGGUUGGUGGGUUUGGACAGAGUUCAUACCUUCGCACAUAUCUUCGCGGCUGCUUUUCUCCUGAAGUCGAAGUAGUAGCUCCAGAUGACGGCUGGACUGCUGUUGUCAGAGGCGCAUUGACAAAGACUCUUGGGGAGAUAUCUGAUACAGAGAUAAAACCAUUCGUCGAUUCCCGCAAGGCAAGGGAAAACUAUGGAAUGAUUUACUCGACUACCUUCAAUGAUAAAGUGCAUGAUGCAAAGAAGAAAUACUGGAAUGCCAGAAAAGGAAAGUUCUGUAUCGACGUUAUGCAUUGGUUUGUUUCCAAGGGGGACGAUAUUGAAGAAGCGAAGGCUAUUAAGAUGAGAUGGUCUAAGCAUAAACUUGUUAAGGACGGCACAGUCGAUUCAAUUCGUGUCACUCUCUACAAGCUCGAUACUCCUAUGGGUGAGAAGCUACCUCUGUACUUCAAUCGCCACGUGAAGAAACAUGCCAAGUUGAAUCCAAUCCUCAGUCAAAUCGAACAGCAUCGCAUCCCAACUUGCCGUGGUGCAGAUGACGAGCUCUACUACGCGAUUGAUUUUCAGAUCCAUGCGGAGUACUAUUCCGCUCAUUGUGAACAUACGCUAUGGUAUGAAGGUCGCAACUACGGGAGUGUCAAAGCCGACUAUGUCUAA
Messenger RNA from Aspergillus vadensis CBS 113365, 1734 nucleotides. RefSeq names its product Hsp70 family protein. The transcript is spliced from 5 exons. The record is from RefSeq and is a predicted model, not a curated record. The coding region runs from base 1 to 1734 and encodes 577 amino acids. NCBI's taxonomy places the organism in Eukaryota, Fungi, Ascomycota, Eurotiomycetes, Eurotiales, Aspergillaceae. Gene Ontology annotation, molecular function: ATP-dependent protein folding chaperone; ATP binding.